This is a messenger RNA of Phaeodactylum tricornutum CCAP 1055/1, 1215 nucleotides long. RefSeq lists its product with no specific name. The transcript has a single exon. The record is from RefSeq and is a predicted model, not a curated record. Lineage: Eukaryota; Bacillariophyta; Bacillariophyceae; Surirellales; Neidiaceae. The coding region runs from base 1 to 1215 and encodes 404 amino acids.
AUGAGUUUUCUGUGGGAAAGUCUCAAGGCGACGGCCCAGACGGUGGGUACCGCGGCGGGAACGGCGUCCCUCAAGACCAAACUCAAGACCGAAGUGUUGUUGCUGGACCGCGAACGCACCGCUCGUCAACAAGCCUUUGGCGUCGAACUGUACGACCACGUGUCUCCGUUGACCAAAUCGGCAGAUUUCUUCGCGUCGGACGACACCUUGACGCGGACCAUUCGUCCGCCGCUGUUGCGGGCACAACGCGAAAUCGCCGCGCUCGUCCUCAAGGCGCGGCGGACACAGGAGGGACUGCAGCAAGCGGCGGUGGACCGUGCCGCGGCCUUUCCCACACCCGCCGUCACGUGGCAAGCCAAAGUCGUCAAUGCGGGAAAGUCCACCGCCAUGGCGGGGACUGAAGCCAAACUUAAAACCGAACUCGCCGUCCGACACGUGGAAAUGCAAGGGCACAAACAGCAGUUUGGAGUGGAACUGUACAGCAUAUUCGCGCAUUUGGAAGAUACGCAGGGAUGGAUUCCCACCAAUCGGGAUAUUCGGUCUAUUUAUGACGGCGCCCGCAAAGAUAUGGAGAAAAUACAGGAACGGAAACAAGUCAAAAUUGAUGCCUUGGAGGAACUCGGGGACACGUCCUACCGAGACGACGCGUCGACGCCCGUCGCCUCGGUCGCGGUGACGGACGAUCAGUUGGCGCCGAAUUUCACAUCGUCAUCGUCGUCUCCCAACGCAAACCCCUCCUCCGCUCCUCCACUCAAUACGACCCCUUACGCGACACCGGUGGUGUCCCACAGUAGUAUUCCAUCGACAACAACGUUCGAACCGACACUGACGGACGGGGACUACGGCACAACCGUCACGGGGCCUCCGUACGGUGCCACGUCCAACGAUCCCUUUGCGUCCGCGAUAAGCGAUUUUCCCACCGCGACUGCCAACCACUCGAAUGGAUCGGGACAGGUCGCACCCAGCCACAACAGUGGCUUGUUUGGCUAUCCGUCCGCGGAACAAUUCACCACCCCACAGACAUUGUCUCGUGCUCCGGUACACGAUCCUUUUGCCAAUACACCGUCGAUUGCCCAAACAUCACAAUCCCUACACGAUCCUUUUGCUCCGAAUACCGCUUCUAACGACGUACUCACCGCUGCCCCCGUUGGCCUGUCGAACCAGUUUGGUACACUGGCGCACGACAAUGUCGACCCGUUUGCUCAUUUGGGAUGA